Messenger RNA from Xenopus laevis (African clawed frog), 7420 nucleotides. RefSeq names its product slingshot protein phosphatase 1 L homeolog (gene ssh1.L). The record is from RefSeq and is a predicted model, not a curated record. Gene Ontology annotation, molecular function: phosphatase activity; actin binding; protein serine/threonine phosphatase activity. Lineage: Eukaryota; Metazoa; Chordata; Amphibia; Anura; Pipidae. Gene Ontology annotation, cellular component: cytoskeleton. Gene Ontology annotation, biological process: negative regulation of actin filament polymerization. The transcript is spliced from 15 exons. Bases 273 to 3293 code for a protein of 1006 amino acids.
CACUACACAGACUCCCGGUGGGACAGCUGCUUCGGUCUUGCUUAGCGAAAGUACAGAGAAUCAACCUGCAGGCUUAUGAUACUUAGGAUUUUUUUCAAGUAGCUAACCUACAUUCAAUGCCGGAAAUCUGACCCUGCUGGUUUGGGGAGGCAAAGCCAAAGCCUCCCCAUGCCUUCAUUAUAAUCCACCCAUGGCUGCUGGGAAUCACUGAACGCUGCUGUGCAUUUCAUCCUGCCUGUGUUCCCUGAGCGCAACACGAAAAGCCGGCAGCAAUGGCCUUAGUGACACUGCAGAGAUCGCCGACCCCCAGCGCUACUUCCUCGGCCAGCACCAGCGAGGAGUUUGGAAAUGAGGAGGAUCGCAAAGUGAACUUGAGUUUAAGUGACAGCUUUUUCAUGGUGAAGGGAGCUGCCCUCUUCUUGCAGCAAGGAAACAGCACACAAGGGCAAAGGAGUCUUCUAAAUCUGCACAAACAUGCUGGAGAUCUUCCCCAGCAUCUCCAGCUUAUGAUUAAUCUCCUCCGCUGCGAAGAUCGCAUUAAGUUGGCUGUGCGCUUGGAAAGCAACUGGACAGAUCGGGUGCGCUACAUGGUGGUGGUAUACUGCAAUGGAAGGCAGGACACAGAAGAGAAUAUAUUACUGGGAGUAGAUUUUACUAACAAAGAAAGUAAAAGCUGCACCAUUGGGAUGGUCCUUUACCUGUGGAGCGACACUAAAAUCCACCUGGAUGGAGAUGGGGGCUUCAGCAUUAAUACUGCAGGCAAAACCCAUGUGUUCAAACCUGUAUCUGUCCAGGCCAUGUGGUCAGCCCUACAAGUACUUCAUAAAGCCUGUGAGGUUGCCAGACGUUUUAAUUAUUUUCCUGGAGGUCUGUCUCUUGUCUGGGCUACUUACUAUGAAAGCUGCAUCAGCUCUGAUCAAAGCUGCAUCAAUGAAUGGAACACCAUGCAGGAUUUGGAAUCUGCCCGUGCAGAUUCCCCUAUUCUCUUUAUGGAGAAGCCUAAUGAGGGGGAGAGGACUGAGUUGCUUAUAAGACAAACACUGAGGAGUAUCAUGAUGACCAGAGACUUGGAGAAUGUGACCUGUAAAGAGAUUCGCAAUGAGCUGGAAGAGAAGCUGAGUUGUAACCUAAAGGAAUAUAAAGAAUACAUAGACAAUGAAAUGUUGCUUAUCUUGGGACAGAUGGAUAAGGCUUCCCUCAUAUUUGAUCAUGUUUAUUUGGGUUCCGAGUGGAAUGCGUCAAACCUGGAGGAGUUACACAGUACAGGAGUUGGCUAUAUUCUUAAUGUCACCCGGGAGAUUGAUAACUUCUUUCCAGGAAUGUUUGCCUAUCAUAAUAUUCGGGUGUAUGAUGAGGAAACUACAGACCUGCUCUCCCAUUGGAAUGAUGCAUAUCACUUCAUUAACAAGGCAAAGAAGAACAAUUCUAAGUGCUUGGUGCAUUGCAAAAUGGGGGUCAGCCGCUCUGCCUCUACUGUCAUUGCAUAUGCUAUGAAAGAGUAUGGUUGGAGCAUGGAGAAAGCAUACAACUUUGUCAAGCAGAAGCGCAGUGUAACUAGGCCAAAUUCAGGAUUUAAGCGCCAGCUCCUAGAAUACGAGGGAAUCCUGGAUGCCAGUAAACAGAGACACAACAAACUAUGGAGGCAACAUGUUGAAAUUGGGAUUCCACCAAAUGAUUUUGAUGCCAUUUUCCCAAGCUCCUAUCCACAAGAUACUCUGGAAACCGAAUUCAAUUAUGGACUGAAUGAAGAUUAUAUAAAAGCACAAACUUUACCAGAAAGUUAUUGUUUAAGACAUCUGACCAAUCCUUGUGGAUUAAUUGAACCAUUAAGUGUAGAAGUUGAAGCAGAAGAACUGGAGAGAGAUGCCCUGGUGGGAGAUACCGAACUGCCAUAUUACACUUUAACAGACAAAGAAAACUAUAAAGGAAAUGAUUUUGAGACAAUUGGAAGAAAUUUACCUUUUCUAGAGGGUGAAAUAAGAAAGAAAUUAGAUUUUGAGGAUUUGUUGAGCCCAAAGCGUUAUAAAGAUGAUGUCGGUCCAGCAGAAAGUUGUAUGAAGGAAGGGGCUAGUCAGAUUCCCUUGAUGCCUGAUUGUGAUGAACAGGUUUAUAAGGAAAAUAUGAACAGUAAUAGCAGCAAGAGAAGUUGCCCCAAAGACACAGAGGAAGAUGCCAUUUUUGGCAUUCUGAGUAAGGUGAAGCCUCCUUAUCCAUCCUGUACUGACUGUAUGUAUCCAAAACCUAUGUGUUCAGAAGUAAGUGAGGAAGCCCAGCAGCCAUAUUGUGACGGGCCAUUAAAUUCUACAACUGUAUGCAGCCAGCCUACCUUAUUACAGCACAUGACUUCAGCAGUGUUGGACAGAAUGCAUGGAGCCAAUAUGGAUAGAAAGUUGGCAAAAUCUUGCCCUGGCCAUUUACUUACAUCAUCCAAACUUAAUGCUGUAACUCCUCAAACGCCAUUAGAAAACACACAAAUGCAAUCAACAGUGACUCCUGAAGUAGAACCCUUUGUUGCUGGUGGUUUGUUGUCUAGGAAGGAUCAGAAACAGUAUAAAGACCAAAAAUAUUUAGUUUUCAGUAAGGAGUUGGAAAAGCCUACCACGCAUAGCUACUUGAUGCAGCAUCAAGAAUCUAUUAUUCAACUACAAAAGGCUGGAUUGGUCAGAAAACAUACAAAAGAAUUGGAGCGCCUCAAGAGUGAGGGGGCUUCUGUUGGCAAAGAAGUUUCUGAAGAGAAGACCAGUUCUAAUGAUUUAUAUGGUACCAAAGACUUGCCCACAUAUCAAGAAUUAGGAAAGAAUAAUGUGGCAAAGACAGAAAUGAUAAAUCCUUUAGAUGGGGUUUUUCAGAAGACUUCAACUCCAACUUUUUGCAAACUGGAUCAGAUCAGCAGCUACACUAAAGAUUUCUUAAAGACAAUAUGCUACACCCCAACAUCAUCAUCUAUGAGCUCUAACCUCACGCGCAGCUCAAGCAGCGACAGCAUACACAGCGUACGUGGGAUGCCAGGACUUGUUAAACAAAGGACUCAGGAGAUUGAAACAAGGAUGCGUUUAGCUGGUCUUACGCUAUCUUCCCCAUUGAAGAGAUCUCACUCUCUUGCCAAACUGGACAGUCUCACGUUUUCCAGUGAGGAUUUGUCCUGUGACUCUGAUACAUUUCAGAAAUCUGAGUGCAAGAGCGCCAAAUUAAGGGACAGCUCGGUCUUUACUGAUGUUUCAGGGAACAAACAAACACCUUACAGGAUAAAUAAAUCAGCCAAUGCACCCAUAACAAACACUGAAACAAGAUGAAUUUUUCUGUUUGUUUAUUAUUGUAAGAGUUUAUUAUUCAUAGCCAGUAUCACUUUCAUUGUAAGCAUGGCACCACACCAUAUGACUAUAUGAAAGCAAGAAACUGAUUGUUUUACUGCAGUCAAAAAUAUUACUAACUAUGCAUUCCUUAAUAUUAUGUUUCUGCUUUUUUUUUAUUUCUCAGAUUCAUGUUUUUUUCCCCCUUAAUAGCCAAGUUGGGUACUUUUUUCAGAUCAGGAUGUAACAUGCCAGUUGCAAUAUUGACAGUAUUCAGAGAUAUGUUUACUGUAACAAUUAGAUAUGAAGUGUUCAUAUUUCAGGAAUUCUACCUCUAUUUUCCUUUACAUUGGCUGAUGUAUUUAAUUAUGGCUUUUGUUUCAGUUACGGAGAAAUUCCAAUGAAACCUUAACUCGUAGCUUUGAGUGCAAAAUUUGCCUUUUGUUUUCUUUUAUCCAAAGGCUAUGUUGUAUCUGUUCAUAUAUAUCUUGUCAUUCAUUAGCCAAAACUUAUUUAUAGUUUUCUGAAUUCUAGUAGUGCAUCCUUUCUGCUUAGUCAGUAUGACCUCUCACAGUCAGUUUUGUUCCCUGAGAUAAGAGCAAUGUAUUUGUUAGGCUAAGGCAUAUGUUGCUUUUUGGCUGCCAUUACAAAAAUUCAAAGGAUUACUACUGGUUGUUUUGCACUGACAGCAAUGGAAAGUGUCCUAUGAUGCACUCAGCAGCAGUUUGUCACCUCAAAACACUGAGCAGUGCCAUUAAGUGUAUAGACACAAUCUUUGUUUUUGUUUUUUUACAAAGAUAUUCAAAAGUUUAGCCACUGUUGUGCCAAAAAGUCUCUCAAAUUAGGCACGUAGUCAAUAGAGAGUACUUGUGCUCAUGCAGACUUUUGUUUUUUCACUGUGCAGACAAAAUCCAAACCCAGGUAAUUGUCCAUAACAGUGCUAUUUGUGGCCCUGUUUAGCUGGUCAUGGACAUUGUGUCAUGCCCCUCUUAGAUUCAUGUAAUGGGAUUAUAAAUACAUUAGGAGUCCUGUUGGAAUUUUACAGAGUUCGUUACCAGCCUGCAGUGAGGCAAUAUCUUCUUAAGUUAUAGGUUGAGCAAUUAGUACCGUCACAUAAUCUUUGGAGAUACAAAAAAAAUUGGAAAAUAACUAUAUAUUUAAUUUCCAUUAGCCACACUAACUUGUUCUAUAAAAAAAAUUCCAAACGAUACCCACUUAAACAGAAGUAUUAACUGACGUGGGUAGGGUUUAUCUUUCAUUCAUUUAUCUUCAAAUGGAUAAUGAAUUAUGAAGGCUAUGGUGUGAAAGGAGCAUUAUUGCUCUGUUUAUUUUCCUAUUCCUAGUCUUGUAUGAAAUGCUCAGCAUAGAGCCUGCAGCCAUCAAUAAAUGAUGUGUUCGCUACUUAAAUCUUUUAGGCUGUUCCUAUUUUCAUAUGCCAGACAAGCACUGUGGCAACUCAUUUCAUGCAACAUAUUUCAAAUGCUACUGUGCAGAGAUGCUGUGCUUUCAUACUAUACAGCUGUUUAAGGGAAGGUAAAUUACCAACUUUUCUUCAUGUACUGUAGUUUAGUAUAUUAUUAAUCUUUAAAAAAAAAAAACUUUGCUUUUCAGCCAUGUAGCUGCUUUGUUUUACAGCCUUAGUGCUUAAUAUAAAUGUCUAGGCCAACAUAUAACCAGUCUAAUACAUGUAUUAGAAGUAGUCCUUCCAGAAUUCUAUUUUAUGUAUUGCUGCAUUGAGAAAUGAAGACACAUUUAUGCCUGAAUAAGCACUUUAUAGAUUUAAUUUGCAUCCUAUAAUGACAAAUUAUAUCUUGAUCCUUUUGAUUAAAAGGAGAAGUAAAGCCCCACAGCAGGUGGGCCUUGGGUUGCUGUACAGGCCUUGGGGAAGAUCUGAACCUGAAACAUGUCUCCUGUAGCUCCAGUGCAUGCCAAAGGACCUAUGGAGACAUUGAUUCCUGUAACACAAGCCAACCCAAGUCACAUUACUUUUGCAUUAAGAUUGUAUUUAUAUGUGCUUAUUUAUCUAUUGCUUUCAUAAAGAUAAGCGAGAACCUGACUUUGAUCUCUUUUCUUGUAUUCACAACCAGAUGUGGAAUGUUGUCACAACAGGGUAAUUCUUAUCACUCUCACAUAUCAGAGGGCUGGAUAUCAGGGCUGUGGCAUGCUGUGCAAAUUCUAGCCUGUGUGGUUUUCAGUGCAGUGGGUGACAAAACAUUCUGAUUUGCCUAUUUAUAGACUUUUAUAGUAAUUAAUCGGUCCCAGCUAGUUCACCCAUAGGUCAGGUGAUUAUUGCUCAGAAAGCUGUUAGCUAUUCUGAGCAAAAAUCGUCUAACCUGAAGGUGCUUAUAAAAUGUUCAGUGUACAUCACUAUAAUCUGUGCAUUGGUGACACAGCUUAUGUGUGUGCGUGUGCUUAAGCUUAGAGGGAACAUAAAUGCUGCAACUUGGAAAUGCCCACUGCUGGAUACGUUCUACACUAAGCAAAUUAAAUUACUUUAAUUUCACUGCACUGCCCUGAGAGAGAUUUUUUUUAAGUUUCUGGUAGGUUCCAAAAGCUGAUUUUUUUUUUUAUUUUAUUAUUUCAUGAAUUAAAUUGUACUCUGUGAAGUUAGGACAUGUCAAAGACGCCUGAUUAUUUUCCAGUUGAAAUAUUCUUUAUAUAAAAAAUGUUUUCAUGAAGUAUCAUAGAGUCCACAUUAUGCAGAACUGAUCAUCCAUCUUUAGGAACUUCUGGCAACAGUGCAGCAAGACAGUUUACUCAAUUAAGGAAUACAUAUUGUACACAGCAUGUAUAAAAGGUGUACUUAGAAUAAAAAAAAUGUUAAGGCCUGUCUUUUCAGGUUUUUAUGCAUGAUACCUUCACAUUGCAUUCAUAAAGAUAGUCCUCCUAUAAGGCCAAGGGCUGAUGGAAUAUUGGCUCCCCAUCUAUGAUUAUUUGAAUAAGAUCCACUUGUGUGCUGUUGCACAGUCUCAAAUGGGGACACAAAAACAGUGUCCAUUCCAGAAAUAUGUAAAAUCAGGGUUCUACUGUAUUUUAUAAAUAAAUCCCCUCCCCCCCCCCCAUUGUGGAUGGCCAGGUUUAUGCAUACACAUGUGCAUAAAGAGCACUUUGGCUGACUCAUUAUGCCCACAAGUGUGACAUAGGAUCGGGGGUCUGCACCUCCAGUGGGGGAAACAAUUUUUGCAUUAUAGGUGCCCCUUCAACACUAGGCAAGCUAUUCAACUGACUAUUCCAAUGCCCCAAAAAGUUUGACAUUGCCAAAACUGUGAUUUGCAGCCUACAACGCUAUAUUUAGAAUUGUUGGCCUGUACUAGCACUGCUUGACAUUUCCUGAUCAAUACAAUAAGAGGUGGCAGGGUAGUACCCCAUGUGCCAUCAAGCUUAAUCUUUAAAAUGCCUUAUAAAUAAGGUAUAUUGAGAAAUACUGUAAGCUUUAAGCCUCCAGCUAUUUUGGCUUUAAUACAUGUGUAGUAUUAUUAGCCUGUAAAAAUGGCAUAACAACACUCAAAUAUUUAAAAUAGUUUUUUGUUGGCUUCUGUUUGCUUUAUUCCCUAUUCCUAUUGCCGUUAUUGCAGACGUCUGUCUGCAAUGGAAUUUGAGAGCUAAACGAAUAAAACCAAAUGGCUCAUUGUUACAGUUUGAUGCUUUAUGGUUAUCAGUAAUGGAAGAUGCAGGAAGCUUUGGCAGCUAAGAAGUUAGAGCUUUUUUGCAAGUCCCAACAAUGUGUAACUGUUGUGUAUUUUUGCCUAUAAAAUAUGACUUGAUGUACCCUAAGCCAUGGUGAUUAUAUAAGAGCCCCCAAUGGUGAUUAAAAGAGUAAAGAUGUAGUUGCUGACAGUAACCUGUUUGAAUUGUUUUGCAACUUUUUAGAUGUUCUGGUCAAGAAGAAUAUAGCAGAUUUUUUUCUUCAUUUCCGCAUGUGUUAGUAUGGGGAAAGCAUCCAUUCAUUUCAACAUUUGUGUCUACAUAUGCAUAUCUAUCAAUAUAACUGUAUAUACAAACACACACAAGAUUUGCUCUUCUCUUGCUGUAGAUGCAUAAAGCACUUUUAAACCCUUUCUCUAUUAGAUUCUGUCUUCUCUUGUAUAAUAUUGUGUCCUUGAAAAGAAAAUAAAUAUUGUGUUUCUUCA